AUGAUAACAGGUGCAAAGUGGUUGAUAUUAGCUGGAAUAACAGUGUUGCAAGUAUCUGUAUGCAGAAGUCAAGACGUCCCCACAAAAGAUAAGAAACCACAAUCUGUAAAGGAUCUUCUCAACACAACGUCUUGCAUAACUCCACCAUACAGAUGUCCACAUCCCAAAAUCCAAUACUACUUGUACACUAGGUCCACGCAAGAAAAGGGUGAAUUAUUGAAUACUUUAAACGACAAUUCCUUGUCUUAUUCCAAGUUUAAUCCCAAACAUCCGACAAAGAUCAUCGUGCAUGGGUUUGCUGGUGGCAGGAACCAGUCGCCGAGCACCGACCUGAGGAAAGCUUACUUUACGAGAGGCAAUUAUAACAUUAUUAUUGUGGACUAUGCGGACAUCGCCAAAGAGCCUUGUCUUAGCCAGAUAGAGUGGGCGCCUCGUUUUGGCGGACUGUGUAUAGCACAGUUGAUAGAAUAUAUCCAGUAUCACCCCACAAAGUCAGUGCCACCAGAGAAAAUGCAUACCAUUGGCUAUAGUGUUGGUGCUCACAUUCUCGGACUUGCAGCCAACUAUAUAUCUGAAGGCAAACUUGGCAGAAUCACAGGUCUGGACCCAACAAUAUUUUUCUACAUGGGUAAUAACAGAUCCCGUGACCUCGAUUACACCGACGCCCAUUUUGUGGAUAUCUUGCAUACAGGCGCAGGAAUAUUGGGUCAAUGGGGGCCUAAUGGCCAUGCCGACUUCUACGUCAAUGGGGGCUCCAGUCAACCCGGAUGUGCUCACGACACUAUAUUUCAAACUUUAUCCUGCGACCACACAAAAGUGACACCAUACUUCAUCGAGUCGAUCAACAGUCGCACAGGCUUUUGGGCAGGCCCCUGUUCUAGUUUACUCUCUUACCUCAUAGGGUGGUGCGAACCUAAAGACACGGAGUUUGUACUAAUGGGCGAACAUGUGACGCAUAAUGCCAGAGGUGUAUAUUACGUCACUACCAAUGCUAAACCACCUUACGCAAGAGGCUUCCCCGGAAAAUCAAGACGCCUCAGAUCUGUUUCACCUUAUAGCUGA
Arctia plantaginis is the source of this 1062-nucleotide messenger RNA. NCBI's taxonomy places the organism in Eukaryota, Metazoa, Arthropoda, Insecta, Lepidoptera, Erebidae. The record is from the annotation of a GenBank genome assembly.